Molecule: messenger RNA, 1603 nt
Organism: Helianthus annuus (common sunflower)
Lineage: Eukaryota; Viridiplantae; Streptophyta; Magnoliopsida; Asterales; Asteraceae
Product: AP-3 complex subunit mu
Exons: 8
Coding region: 133-1380 (415 amino acids)
Biological process (GO): endocytosis; intracellular protein transport
Cellular component (GO): cytoplasmic vesicle; clathrin adaptor complex
Source: RefSeq, a predicted model, not a curated record
CCCAAAAAGUUUUACAGGUAUUAUUUUAUACCAUAACAGCCAUUAUACCCCAUAGCAUAGCUCUGUCCUCUGCCUAGAGUCAAUUGGGGGAGAUCAAUCAAUCUUUUCAAUUCAUUCAUCCAAACGACAAACAUGUUGCAGUGCAUAUUUCUUCUCUCCGAUUCCGGAGAGGUCAUGUUAGAGAAGCAGUUGACUGGACACCGUGUUGAUCGAUCAAUCUGUGCUUGGUUUUGGGAGCAAUCGGUCUCUCAGCCUGAUUCCCUCAAGGUUUUGCCAGUGAUUGCUUCCCCAACGCAUUACCUUUUCCAAAUUGUACGUGAGGGGAUCACGUUUUUGGCCUGUACUCAAGUUGAAAUGCCACCAUUGAUGGGGAUUGAGUUUCUUUGCAGAGUAGCUGAUGUCCUCUCAGAUUAUCUUGGAGGGUUGAAUGAAGAUGUUAUAAAGGACAAUUUUGUUAUUGUAUAUGAGCUAUUGGACGAAAUGAUAGACAAUGGGUUCCCUCUAACUACCGAACCAAACAUUCUGAGGGAUAUGAUCGCUCCUCCAAACAUCGUUAGCAAAAUGUUGAGUGUUGUCACCGGUAACACUUCCAAUGUGAGCGACACCCUUCCUGGUGCCACGUCAUCAUGCGUUCCAUGGAGGACAACACAAUUGAAGCAUGCAAACAAUGAUGUGUAUGUCAAUCUUGUCGAGGAGAUGGAUGCUAUUAUAAACAGCGAUGGAGUGUUGGUGAAGUGCGAGAUAUUUGGAGUGGUGGAGGUGAAUUGUCACCUUUCAGGCAUUCCGGAUUUGACUCUUUCUUUCGCAAACCCUUCGAUUUUGAAUGACGUGCAGUUUCAUCCUUGUGUGCGGUUUCGACCCUGGGAAUCAGAACAAAUACUCUCGUUUGUACCUCCAGACGGACUGUUUAAGCUCAUGAGUUACCGGGUGAAGAAGUUAAAGAAUACUCCUGUAUAUGUAAAGCCUCAGAUUAGUUCAGAGUCGGGUACGUGUCGUCUUAGUGUGAUGGUUGGGAUUCGGAAUGAUCCUGGAAAAGUGGUUGACUCGUUAGUGGUGCAGUUCCGACUCCCUAAUAGUGUAUCAUCAGCCAAUCUCACUGCAAACCAUGGAACAGUAAAUAUCCUUGCUGAUAAGACGUGUAGUUGGUCUAUUGGACGGAUCCCGAAAGACAAAGCCCCACAAAUGUCCGGAACAUUGGUGCUUGAAGAAGGCAUAGAACAGCUUCAGGUAAAGCCUACCUUUCAAGUAGGCUUCAAAAUCAUGGGGGUGGCUCUGUCUGGCUUGAAAUUAAAUAAGCUGGAUUUGAAGAAUCUACCUGCACCCGCUCACAAAGGCUUUCGAGCUCAAACCGAAGCAGGUCAAUAUGAAGUUAGAUCAUAGUUUUGAUUUACGGCCUCCAACGUUUCAUUUGCCUUCAGGUAUUCACUCAAUGUCGAAGCACGAAAUGCGGGUCCUGUUUUCUUAUUUGACAUUUUACAUUUGGAAGUAAAAACAUGGUUUGGGUUUUGUUGUAGCUUUGAUUUUCAAAGUACAUCAUGUGUAACACCCGAUUUUAGGGGUCGGUAAUUUUUAUUAAUUUAAUUAAAUUUGAAAUGUGUGCAUA